Messenger RNA from Microthlaspi erraticum, 1221 nucleotides. The record is from the annotation of a GenBank genome assembly. NCBI's taxonomy places the organism in Eukaryota, Viridiplantae, Streptophyta, Magnoliopsida, Brassicales, Brassicaceae.
AUGUGGGAUACCUUGGAGGCAGAUGUUGGUGAAGGUCUAAGCUUUCUUUUUGUGGAUGAAACGGGCACAAAGAUGCAUGCUUUUGUUGAACAAAGUAAUCAGAGGAAAAGGUUCAAGAGAUGUCUUCAUGAAGGGGAGUGGAAGAUUCUAACCGGAUUUUCCGUGGUGAUGGUGAAUACAGAGAUCCGUUUGACGGAAGCCAGAAACAAGAUUGCUCUCACGUCCAACACCAGCGUCACACCCGCAGAGGACUCGGAUGCUUGGAUUCCGCUUGACAUCGUUCCUUACGACUAUGUUUCGAAUUUUUGGAAUGAUGAACGAACUUCUUUCCCUAGAGACUUUCUAGGGUUUAUACUUGAAGUUCGUGAGACAAUGCUCAGGGAAGAUGUCUCUAUUCCUAGGAACCCUUUAAACGAUGAUCCAAAGACCACUAACACAAUAGAUUUCACCCUACAGGACAACGAUGGGGAUCAAAUACAGUGUCGUGUAAAGGGUGCCUUAGCAUCUAAGUUUAAACGGUUUUGGCUUUACUAUGGUAAAAUUGAGACCAUCGUAUGCCUCUUAACCGAUUGGCGGGUUCUUGAAGAUGCCGAUCCUGCUCAUAUCGAAAGUGAAGAAGGAAUCUCUAGAUUUGAAUUCAAUCCUAUUGGCUUUGAUGAGGUUGACCAUUUCACUGAGAUAAUGUGCUCUUCCUCACAAGACAGCAGCAAAGAAGAAGUUGAAGAAAUGGAAUUUGAUUAUUUCAAUGGCUGUAGAACCGACAACAAAAAUGUCGAGAAUGGUGAAGGGCUCAGUUUCCUGGUGGUUGAUGAUGAGGGCACAAGGAUUCAUGCAUUCGUCCAGCAUUUUGCUGAUGCCAAGAGAUUUAAGAGACUUCUUCAGCAAGGAGACUGGUUCACGAUAACUGGUUUCUCAGUUGUUAUUGUCCGGAAUGAGAUUCGUAUGACUAAACAGAGAAAAGAGAUCGUUCUCAAGCGAAACACAGAAGUUGGUGUUUCAGAAUUGUUCAAUGGUUUUAUUCCGCUAGAUUUGGUUCCAUUUCAGGAUGUUAAGAACGGAACUGUUCACGAUGGAACUUCUUACACUAGAGACUUUCUAGGCGUCAUAUCUUCUGUUUCAGAUUUCGGCCUCACAGUGGAUGACUCUAUGCCUAGAAACAUACAUAACUAUGAUCCUAAGACCACCGGAUCGAUUGACUUUGUUCUUGAAGACAACGAGUAA